AUGCCGAAAGUUAAAGUAGAGAAAAAGUCUAGAGUACACAAUGCAAUCGCUAAACAAGGAAUUCAAUUUAAUAAGGACUUCGGCCAACAUAUUUUAAAGAACCCUCUUAUUAUAACAUCUAUGCUAGAUAAAGCAGGUUUGAGGCCGACUGAUGUAGCUCUUGAAAUUGGUCCAGGAACUGGUAAUAUGACUAUAAAAAUGUUAGACAGAGUUAAAAAAGUCAUAGCCUGUGAAAUUGAUACAAGAUUAGUUGCAGAACUCCAGAAACGUGUACAAGGUACACCCUACCAAGCAAAACUACAGAUAUUAGUUGGUGAUGUUUUAAAAACAGAGUUACCUUUUUUUGAUAUUUGUGUAGCAAAUAUCCCUUACCAAAUAAGCUCACCACUAGUAUUUAAAUUGCUUCUACACAGACCAUUCUUUCGAUGUGCCGUUUUGAUGUUUCAACAGGAAUUUGCUCAGAGAUUAGUUGCAAAGCCAGGUGAUAAAUCCUAUUGUAGGUUGUCAAUUAAUACCCAACUCUUAGCAAGAGUUGAUAUGUUAAUGAAGGUUGGAAAAAACAAUUUUCGACCACCACCUAAAGUUGAAUCAAGUGUUGUAAGGAUUGAGCCAAGAAACCCUCCACCUCCUAUAAAUUUUGUAGAAUGGGAUGGCCUUACAAGAAUAGCAUUUGUUAGGAAAAAUAAAACAUUGUCCGCUGCUUUUAAACAAAACACAACAAUGGCUGUGCUUGAUAAAAACUAUAGAGUGCAUUGUUCUUUGCAUAACAAGGAAAUACCAGAAGAUUUUGAUAUUAAACAAAAAAUACAAGAGGUGUUAAUAGCAGCUGAGGCAGAUCAAAUGCGUGCACGAACAAUGGAUAUUGAUGAUUUUAUGAAGUUAUUACAUGCUUUCAAUUCUGAAGGAAUACACUUUGCA
Brenthis ino (lesser marbled fritillary) is the source of this 918-nucleotide messenger RNA. NCBI's taxonomy places the organism in Eukaryota, Metazoa, Arthropoda, Insecta, Lepidoptera, Nymphalidae. The record is from the annotation of a GenBank genome assembly.